UUUCUUUAACAUCGGAAAAGGAAAGUAUUAAUUACAAAACGCUAACAAAAACGUGGGAGAACUAUGGAAAGUUUGAUAUAAAGAACCGUAAGACAGACCGCAAAGCUAGGAUAAGAAAAUAAUUGAGAGAAAGAUACUUUGUUGAAGAAAGGAAACCAAACCAUGAACGUAGAAGAAGAGGUCGAGAGGCUCAAAGAAGAGAUCGAAAGACUUGGCAAGAUCCAACCUGAUGGUUCCUAUAAGGUGACCUUUGGUGUAUUAUUCAAUGAUGAUAGAUGUGCAAACAUAUUUGAAGCACUAGUUGGAACACUAAGAGCAGCAAAGAAGCGCAAAAUUGUAACAUAUGAUGGUGAGCUACUAUUACAGGGAGUGCAUGACAAUGUGGAAAUCACUCUCAAGCCAACAUCUCAGCCAGCAACUGCCACAGCAGCUACCUCAGCUAUGAAGAAUUAAAAAGAGUUUGGGUUUUAACCCAAUCAGAACUUGUUUCUUCCAUCAAUUGCAGUUAGUGAUAAUAUAUACAUUAACGUUGUGCAACAAGAAACUUUCUUUAAGUUGUAUUUUGGUUUCCUUUGUUGAGUUUAUGCUUGAACAUAGAGCAACGAUAAGGUAUCAAAGUUCUUGGUCAAUGGCAUCUAAUUUCUUCCUUUCUUUUA
This is a messenger RNA of Jatropha curcas, 656 nucleotides long. Its product is annotated as costars family protein. The record is from RefSeq and is a predicted model, not a curated record. Lineage: Eukaryota; Viridiplantae; Streptophyta; Magnoliopsida; Malpighiales; Euphorbiaceae. Gene Ontology annotation, biological process: regulation of actin filament-based process.